AUGUUGACCAGUAAAGGAAAAGUCUUACAAAUUAAAGAGUAUCAGAAUGAUGCCUGUGAAGUCUACGAUAUGCAGAUAGAGAAAGUUAUAAGGGAUCGUUACCCUACCAAAGUUGUACAAGCUCACAAAAGACUCGAUCCCAACAGAAAGUGGGCUGUAAAAGUGUGUUACAAACAUGAUACAGAGAAAGGGAUUUCGGCGGAACGUCAGUUCUUAACAGAAGUUGGACUACUGGCAGAGCUCAAACAUCCCUUCAUCAUGUGCUUGGACACCGUGGCAUCAUUUCCCAAUUACUUCUGCUUCGUCAUGCCAUUCUACGAGCAGGGCACGCUGACCAAGGCUCUCCCAACGAUGACACAGUUGUUGAGAGAUGAAUGGCUGGUGCAGCUUUGCUGUGGAAUCAAGUUUCUUCACGACAGAGGAGUCGCUCACAGAGACCUGAAAUCUGACAACAUUUUAAUCACCAACCAAAAGAAUGUGGUCAUUGCUGAUUUUGGAUUAGCUGAUUACGUCUUGCCAUCUGAGCCUUUAGUUACCGGGAGAAAAGGAACACUCUUGCAUAUCUCCCCUGAGCAGGACAAUGAGACAUUUAACUGUUUCCAAUGCGAUAUGUACUCACUUGGAGUAGUCUACUGGUGCAUGAUGUACAUGGUAGAUGUCAUAGACCUGAAGCCUAAAGAGCCACUACUCACGAUAGCUUCACGAACAUUCAUUCCAGAGAUCGACAGAUACAUUCUGUCAUGUCUUUUGGAAGCUGAUCCUACCAAGAGGUUUUCAGUCCUGAGUCUCCUCCAUUUACUGAACUACUCAGAACGCUUUAUAUUGGUUUACUGUAACUGUCAAGAGAUGUGUUUCUUUGUUCAAGUCUCAGAGUUCAAACAAGAUUUUGUGAUGAUAGCUGUUCCUAAAAAUUUGGGCACUAUAAAUAUGUAA
Biomphalaria glabrata is the source of this 933-nucleotide messenger RNA. RefSeq lists its product as uncharacterized. The coding region runs from base 1 to 933 and encodes 310 amino acids. Gene Ontology annotation, cellular component: nucleus; cytoplasm. NCBI's taxonomy places the organism in Eukaryota, Metazoa, Mollusca, Gastropoda, Planorbidae. Gene Ontology annotation, molecular function: protein serine/threonine kinase activity; ATP binding. The record is from RefSeq and is a predicted model, not a curated record. The transcript is spliced from 4 exons. Gene Ontology annotation, biological process: mitotic DNA damage checkpoint signaling; protein phosphorylation.